Molecule: messenger RNA, 2725 nt
Organism: Micropterus dolomieu (smallmouth bass)
Lineage: Eukaryota; Metazoa; Chordata; Actinopteri; Centrarchiformes; Centrarchidae
Gene: pou5f3
Product: POU domain, class 5, transcription factor 3
Exons: 5
Coding region: 343-1770 (475 amino acids)
Biological process (GO): regulation of transcription by RNA polymerase II
Molecular function (GO): RNA polymerase II cis-regulatory region sequence-specific DNA binding; DNA-binding transcription factor activity, RNA polymerase II-specific
Source: RefSeq, a predicted model, not a curated record
AGCGGGGCAGGAGGUGAGCAUUUGAGCUUGAAGGUGAGCUGAGCUGCGGUGGUGUUAAAGACAGUGUUUCAUGGAGUAGGCGUAUUGGUGGUUAUGUUACACCAAAACGGCAGUUGCUCAGGAAUAGGCCUACGUUUUUACACAGUCCCCCCCCCCUAAAGGACUCUUCUCGGACAGGUGCUGGGUUAUUUCUGUAGAUCUUCUUCACCUCUCAUCACUCUUUGGUUUGUUCUUAAACUUGAAACGGAUGAGGACAUUGAGCAGUCACCGCUGAUUUUUUUUGUGGAAAGACUUUCAACUUUGGACCAGCGCUUGUUAAUAAACUCUCACGCAGUCGGGGAGAUGUCUGAAAGAUCGCAGACCCCGGAGUGCCAAAGCCGACCGUAUGACUUCAGCCGGGCAAACCCUUGCACACAAAUUUUGGGUCAGGAGAGUUUGGGCAGCGCUGCGUCAUUCCAGCUUCCUCACGGCGUCCUGCCAGACCCGAGCCUCUUCUACAACAAAACCGCGUACAACGGCAUCACACCGGCAUCAGCGCAGAGCUUUUUCCCGUUCCCAUCCGUCGCCAGUGACUACAGGGGAUCCGACCAACAGGCUGGAGAAUUUGGCCAACCCAAGCACUGGUAUCCCUUCGCUGCUCCCGAGUACACCGGCCAGGUACCCGGGGUAGCAGCAGCUACACAGCCGUUGAACCUGAGUCCCCCCAUAGCCGAGACCCGGGAGCAAAUAAAACUACCUGAAAUAAAGGCCGAGAAGGACACCGAUGAUGACUACUCAACUGAGAUAAAGGUUCAGCAGUACCCAGCACCGCCAGCCUCCACCGCCAUGCCCCAUGGAGUCUUCUACUCUCCGGCCUGGAACCCGUCCUUCUGGCCCGGGAUCACUCAUAUCACACCUCCCGGCAUCAACAAUCAAAAUCCCUCAGCAUCCUCUGCAUCUUCGCCAUCUAUGUCCCCUUCACCACCAAGCAACGGCCUUCCAGGGAAUGCGUUUUUCGGCGUGAAUGCACCCCAGGCUGCCACCGGGCCCCAGACGCAGAACCCGGUCCCCUCCACGCGGAGCAGCGGGUCGUCAAGCGGCGGGUGCAGCGACUCCGAGGAGGAGACUCUCUCCACCGAAGAGCUGGAGCAAUUUGCGAAGGAGCUGAAACACAAACGAAUUACCUUGGGUUUCACCCAAGCUGAUGUUGGCCUUGCCCUGGGUAACCUCUAUGGUAAGAUGUUCAGCCAGACGACUAUUUGCCGCUUUGAGGCUCUGCAGCUGAGCUUCAAGAACAUGUGCAAGCUGAAGCCCCUUCUUCAGAGAUGGCUGAAUGAGGCAGAGACUUCGGAAAACCCCCAGGAUAUGUACAAGAUUGAGCGAGUAUUUGUUGACACAAGAAAGAGGAAGAGGAGGACCAGUCUGGAGGGAGCUGUGCGCUCUGCUCUGGAGUCUUACUUUGUUAAAUGUCCCAAGCCCAACACUCAGGAGAUCACACACAUCUCUGAUGACCUGGGUCUGGAGAGGGAUGUGGUACGCGUUUGGUUCUGCAACCGGAGACAGAAAGGAAAGCGCCUUGCCAUGCCACUGGAUGAGGAUUGCGACGGCCAGUAUUACGAGCAGAGUCCUUCCCCAUUGAACAUGGCGCCCUCCCCCAAUCCCAGUCAGUGCUACCCUGCCUCCAGCUACCCUGGUGCCCCUCCUCCCACACUCUACAUGCCCCCACUUCAUCGACCCGACGUCCUGAAACAAGCCCUGCACCACGGACUGGUUAGUCACCUGACUGGAUAAACAAGCUCAGGUAGUCCUUCCCAGAACCACAGACUGCCUUCCCAAAGCCCUCUCUGUCCAACCCCAAAUCAUGCUGAAGAGGAGCCUCUACACCCAGUGACCAGAUCGACCAAUCAUAUUGGUGGAUCAUGUGAUUUAAAAACACUCAAAGUGUGGAGGCUCUUCUGCUGACUGCAGCAGUGAGAUGGAAGUGGUGAAACUUCAUGAACUGCCACAUGCCACAUCCUCUUACAUGACCCUGCAACUCAACACCAGCAACUGCUUUGACUUCAAGAAAACUUUUAACUAAAUGUUGCUGAAUGUGCCCCCCACCCCCUUCCCUUUCUUGGAUAAUGCAUAGUAAGUUAUUUCAGUGAGAUGUGAUGCUACAGUAUAUGGUUCUUUUGUAGAGUGCUAAAUCCUGGGUAGGUUUUCUGUGGAACAGAUGAGGACGGAUCUGGGUUAUCAAAUUAAUUGCAAUGUGUGGGUUGCUUCUUAAACAGAAUUCAUCUUUGACAGUUUGGUCAGUGUUUGUGCAAUACUUCUGUCCCAUCUGAACAGAGCAACUAAAGUAUUUGUCAUUUGAAGUGAAAAGCAUUCUCGUUCAGAGGCAUCCCCCCCCCUAUUGAUUUUGCACAAAGUUGUUUUGUAAUUAAUUUUUUUUAUACAAAUGUCAGUUUGUAUACCAAGCCCAGACUUUUGCCCUAUGGUGGUUGUCAUUGACAUCUUUAGCAAUAUUUUGAGGGAAUGUGAAGGAUUUGUUACUCACAGGUUUCUUAGCUGUUAAUUCUGCUACUUGCACAAUGUCAAUAUAUUCUCAAUGUCUCAGGUGAAUGGUAGUGAGAAUUAAGUCCAACUUGACUCAAUUAUGCUGUCAAUGUUGAAGCCACACCAGCCAUAUUGUAUUUCAAUACCUCUUUGUUUUCAUUGUAAUUUUUUUUAUUAUAAAGUUUAUGAAAUGCUGAAUAACACUUGA